AUGGCAACCCGAACAUCGACUCGCCAGGCCGCCCAGAAGGCAAAGGAAGCCAUUGCGGCAGCUCCUGAUGUUAAAAGCCGAGGCACUGCGGGCGCAAAGCGUAAGGGCAGUGCUGACAAGGGAUUGGAGUCUAAGCGUAGCAAAAAAGAGGCCGACAAAGAGCUGGACGAAGCCCAGCAGCCCGCGACCGGAAUUGAUGCGCAACCACCUAAAGGUAGAGUCAGCAAGCCCGAAGCGAAGCCUGAAGAGCCUAAGGAUAAGCCUGCGGCAAAGCAAGAGGGAGAGCCACCGGAGAAACCUGGUGAGAACCCGGAGGACAAGUCAGAGGACAAGCCAGAGGACAAGCCAGAGGAUAAGCCAGAGGAUAAGCCAGAGGAUAAGCCAGAGGAUAAGCCAGAGGAUAAGCCAGAGGGCAAGCCAGGCGCAAAGCCAGAGGGCAAGCCAGAGACGGAGUCAGAAACAAAGACAGAAGAAAAAGCAGAAGAACAGCCAGACAAAGUGAAAGAAGACAAGGCUGACGAUAAGCUUGAAGACAAAAUGGAGCUGGAUGAUGAGGAGAAAACCGAUGACAUUCAGACAGAAAGCAAGGAGACCAAGACGGGCCCCGCCAAGGGCAACGAAGCUGGCAUCGAAACCUCACAAGAAAGAGAGGAAAAGGUCCCGUCAAACAUUCUAGAAAAGGGUAUCAUUUACUUCUUCUACCGGUCCCGAGUCAAUGUGGCUGACCCUCAGGGUGUCGAUGACGUUGCGCGCACUUUUGUGGUGCUACGACCAACUCCCUUGGGAGCUACUUUGGACGCAAAGCAGGGCCCCGUUGACACUGGUGCUAAAUGUCGCUUGAUGGCUCUUCCAAAGAAAAGAUUCCCGACUUCUGGUCGUGAUCGAGUUAUGGGAUUCGUCGAGAAGGCUGGGCAAUCCAUGAAAGCACUGCAGGAAAGCUUCAUUACUGGACAGCAGUAUGACACAGCCACUCAAGGCGAGCGUACCGUUCCUGAUGCCCGUCCGUAUGCGGAAGGCGUCUACGCAAUCACAUCUACCAAACGAACCUCUCACCUGGCUUACGUUCUCACAAUUCCUGAUCAGAUUGGAUCUCUUCAGGAAGACUUUGGCCUUCGGGCACGGGGAAGCUGGGUUGUGCAGUCCAAGAAUCCAAAACACCCUGGGCCAUCGUAUGCUCAACUUCCUAAAGACCCCGAAUAUCCCGACAGUGUGCUUGCUAAAUUCGGCGACUACCGCUGGAGGCCGCUGGAGCCCGAAUUUAUCGAUUAUCCCAACGCGCAGUUCCUUGUGGUUGGGGAGGCUGUGGAUGAGCUUGGAAAGGCUGCAACUGCAGAGGAAGAUGGCAAGAAAGCCGAUGAGGUGCAGCCUGGAGAAGAGCUCGAGCACCUAGAGCAGGAAAACCAAGAGCGGGUGGAAUCUCUGCGGGGCCAACAAGGACGCGGCAUGAUAGAAGCAGAUGAUGAUGACAACGACGAUGAUGAGAUGAAGUCACCACCCUCCAUGCGACGCGACUCUUCGUGGUUGUACACUCUCCCGGUUCUAUACUGGACUGCUGCUGCUGCCAGCAAUGACGUUGUGAACCGGACCAGCUGCGGCAGUCAUACUUACACCUACUCCGGCCUGGCUGGAUAUGGCUUCAUUCCUUCCAACGCCACAGACAAGUAUGGCGACACUUUAGGGGGCUUCGGCAGCUCGGCCGCCUUUGAUUUGAACUCCUGGCGGCGCAUUGGACCUGAAACCUAUACCGGACUGCUUUACUGCCUCCCCGAUCGUGGCUGGAAUACGAACGGCACUCUCAACUACCAAGCCCGCGUCCAUACACUCAACGUCACCCUACAACUGACCAGCAACAACAACUCCGCCAAUCGUCCAUCCCCACCCAACCUGCAGCUGACUUACCUCGACUCGCUACUGCUAACAGAUCCCACCGGCAAACCACUAACCGGCCUCGACGCCUCUGCCGACUUCAACGACACCCUCCAGUAUCGCGGGUUCCCACCCCUUCCUGCAGCGAUCUACACCGGCAAUGGCUUCGACGACGACCCCAACAGCGGCCACGGUGGCCACCGGGUCUCCCUGGACGCUGAAGGCCUCGCACUCACCCACGACAGCUUCUGGAUCUCCGACGAAUACGGGCCCUACGUCUACCGUUUCGACCGCCAAACCGGCCGGAUGGUCACAGCCAUCGAGCCCCCACCAGCCUACAUCCCGCACCGCAACCAGACCAUCAGCUUCAGCGCCGACAGUCCCCCCAUCUACGACCCGAACGACGCCCCCAUCCCCGAAGACCCCGUGACAGGCCGCGCGAACAACCAAGGCUUCGAGGCCUUGACCAUCUCCCCGGACGGGAAGACCCUCUACACGAUGAUCCAGUCCGCUUUAGAUCAAGAAGGCGGCACCAGUAAGAAGUACCGUCGUCCCGCCCGUCUCCUGCAGUACGACAUCUCCUCGGGAACUCCGGUAACCGAGCACGAGUAUGUGGUCAUGUUACCCACGUACUACGAUUACACCAAAGGCCACGACGUGGUGGCCGCGCAGUCGGAGAUACACUUGCUGCCGACCGCCGCCGGGGAUCACGACAAGGCAUUCUUAGUCCUGGCGCGCGACUCCGGGUUCGGUCACGGCCAGGACGAGUCGUUGUCGGUGUACCGGCAUGCGGAUGUCGUGCGCAUUACGAGCAACACCACCGAUCUCAGACGGUGGCCGGGGGCGGAUGCGGAUGCGGUCAAUGGGUCCAUCGCCUCGGCCACGGGGGUCUUGGACACCGGGAUCACCCCGGCGGAGUACUGUCCCUUCUUAGACUAUAACGUCGAGAGCCAGCUGGCCAAGUUUGGGUUGCAUAACGGUGGCCCGCAGGAUCGUUUCCUGUUGAAUGAAAAGUGGGAGAGCCUGGCACUGGUGCCCGUGGAGCCGGGGCAGAAGGCGUCCGCCCGCGAAAGGGAGUACUUUCUGUUUAGUUUGAGUGACAAUGACUUCAUUACACAGGAUGGCCGCAUGAACUUCGGUCUGUUCAAGUAUGCUGAUGAGUCGGGAUAUAACCUUGACAAUCAGGCACUGGUAUUCCGGGUGAAGAUCUCAUCAUAG
This is a messenger RNA of Aspergillus uvarum CBS 121591, 3084 nucleotides long. RefSeq lists its product as uncharacterized. The transcript is spliced from 7 exons. The coding region runs from base 1 to 3084 and encodes 1027 amino acids. The record is from RefSeq and is a predicted model, not a curated record. Lineage: Eukaryota; Fungi; Ascomycota; Eurotiomycetes; Eurotiales; Aspergillaceae.